Molecule: messenger RNA, 1407 nt
Organism: Lepus europaeus (European hare)
Lineage: Eukaryota; Metazoa; Chordata; Mammalia; Lagomorpha; Leporidae
Gene: GPR37L1
Product: G protein-coupled receptor 37 like 1
Exons: 2
Coding region: 1-1407 (468 amino acids)
Biological process (GO): positive regulation of MAPK cascade; adenylate cyclase-inhibiting G protein-coupled receptor signaling pathway
Cellular component (GO): signaling receptor complex; plasma membrane
Molecular function (GO): G protein-coupled peptide receptor activity
Source: RefSeq, a predicted model, not a curated record
AUGCGCUGGCUGUGGCCCCUGGCCGUCUCUCUCGCUGCGGCGUCGGCCACCGGCCUGUACGGUGUCUUGGGCAGGUCCAGAGCCGAGGAGGCCCAGGAGCAGCAGGGCCGAGCCAGGAGAGGCACUGAGGAUGAGAAGGCCAAGGGCGUGCAGCACUACGUGCCUGAGGAGUGGGCUGAGUACCCCCGGCCCAUCCGCCCUGCUGGUCUGCAGCCCACCGAGCCCUUGGUGGCCACCAGCCCCCUCCCGGACAAGGACAGAGGCACGCCAGGCAGCGGGCAGCAGCUGAGGGCCAACCUGACGGGGUCCCCGGGCCAGAGGCUGCGGAUUCAGAACCCCCUGUACCCGGUGACCGAGAGCUCCUACAGCGCCUACGCCGUCAUGCUCCUGGCCCUGGUGGUAUUUGCCGUGGGCAUCGUGGGCAACCUGUCGGUCAUGUGCAUCGUGUGGCACAGCUACUACCUGAAGAGCGCCUGGAACUCCAUCCUCGCCAGCCUGGCCCUCUGGGACUUCCUGGUCCUCUUCUUCUGCCUCCCUGUGGUCGUCUUCAAUGAAGUCACCAAGCAGAGGCUGCUGGGGGACAUCUCUUGCCGGGCCGUGCCCUUUGUGGAGGUGUCCUGUCUGGGAGUCACCACCUUCAGCCUGUGUGCCCUGGGCAUCGACCGCUUCCACGUGGCCACCAGCACCCUGCCUAAGGUGAGGCCCAUCGAGCGCUGUCAGUCGAUCCUGGCCAAGCUGGCCGUCAUCUGGGUGGGCUCCAUGACACUGGCCGUGCCCGAGCUCCUGCUGUGGCAGCUGGCACAGGAGCCCUCCCCUGCCUGGGGCUCCGAGGACUCGUGUGUGAUGAAGCCCUCUGCCAGCCUGCCCGAGUCCCUGUACUCGCUGGUGAUGACCUACCAGAACGCCCGCAUGUGGUGGUACUUUGGCUGCUACUUCUGCCUGCCCAUCCUCUUCACCGUCACCUGCCAGCUGGUGACGUGGCGGGUGCGGGGCCCGCCGGGACGCAAGCACGAGCAGUGUGAGAGCCAGCUCAACCGCACCGUGGUGGGCCUGACCGUGGUCUACGCCUUCUGCGCGCUGCCGGAGAACGUGUGCAACGUGACGGUGGCCUACCUCUCCCCGGAGCUCAGCCGCCAGACGCUGGGCCUGCUGGGCCUGGUCACCCAGUUCUCCAUCUUCUUCAAGGGCGCCAUCACGCCCGUACUCCUGCUGUGCAUCUGUAGGCCGCUGGGCCAGGCCUUCCUGGACUGCUGCUGCUGCUGCUGCUGUGACCAGUGUGCGGGCGCCUCCGAGGCCUCGGCGCCCAGCGGCGGCUCGGACAAGCUCAAGGCCGAGGCGUCCUCCUCCCUCUACUUCCACGAGCCCAGGGAGUCGCCCCCGCUCCUGCCCCUGGGUACCCCGUGCUGA